Molecule: messenger RNA, 703 nt
Organism: Prosopis cineraria
Lineage: Eukaryota; Viridiplantae; Streptophyta; Magnoliopsida; Fabales; Fabaceae
Product: NADH dehydrogenase [ubiquinone] 1 alpha subcomplex subunit 2
Exons: 4
Coding region: 147-443 (98 amino acids)
Source: RefSeq, a predicted model, not a curated record
CCCAUUCUCGAGAGUAGCGGAUCCAGUUCUAUUAGUCGACGAGCAAGCAUUCCACGCUCCGUCGGACGCCGUCCACUGUUGUCAGCCUUGCGUGGUUGUUCUCGUGCAAGCAGAGAAGAAGGUUCGAACUCAAAAUCCGGUUAGCAAUGGCAUGGAGGGGAAAUCUCUCAAAGUACCUGAAGGAGCUUCGGUUUUUGAUGUGCCAGACAUCACCUGCAAGCUCCACCACAAGGACAUUUGUGGAAAAGAAUUAUAAAGAGCUAAAGACAUUGAACCCCAAAUUGCCAAUAUUGAUCCGCGAGUGCAGUGGGGUUGAACCCCAAUUAUGGGCAAGAUAUGACUUGGGUGUUGAGAAAGGCAUCAGGUUGGAAGGUUUAACAGAGGAGCAGAUUUCAAAGGCACUUCAAGAUCUGGUAAAAGCAGGAGAGUCUUUGAAAGCUUGAUGUUGUCAUAUUGCUCAGCUCAUGAACCGUAUGAAGUGGAAUAAAUGAUCUCUCUUGCAGUUCUUUUACUGCGUAUUACUAAUUUUUCUGUGUCUGAUAGUUCUCUGGUUUUCCAGAUUUCAUUUCCUUUCCUUCCUUCAUCAAGACAAAACUAAGAUUCAACUGUAUCUUGACCUUGCUUUUCGACUGUUGAGUAACUUAUCUUGAUGACUCUAUUCAGAACACAGGUGAAAACAUGUUAUGAUUCGGUUCUGGUAUUA